Molecule: messenger RNA, 546 nt
Organism: Closterium sp. Yama58-4
Lineage: Eukaryota; Viridiplantae; Streptophyta; Zygnematophyceae; Desmidiales; Closteriaceae
Source: the annotation of a GenBank genome assembly
AUGCAAGAAAAGCGCGUGUCAGACGAGGACAUGGAGCAGGCAGGCCUUCCUCACACUCUUAACGAAGCUCUGGACGAGUGGUUAGAGGCGGCAGGUCUUACUGAAGAAGGGUCUGAGGCUCAGUCCGCAGAAGGGGUUGAGGCUGCAGAGGGGUCUGAGGCUGCAGAGGGGUCUGAGGCUGCAGAGGGGUCUGAGGCUCCAGAGGGGUCUGAGGCUGCAGAGGGGUCUGAGGCUGCAGAGGGGUCUGAGGCUGCAGAGGGGUCUGAGGCUGCAGAGGGGUCUCAGGCUGCAGAGGGGUCUGAGGCUGCAGAGGGUGCUGAAACUGUAGAGGGGAUUGAGGCUGUGGCGCAAUGCCAAGUACCGGAGCCUGCAGCAGACCCAUCCGAAGAAGCGAUGCAAAAACUGGGUAACCUGCUAUCCUUGCUGUGCAGUACCCACAUGAGCGGAGGACACAGCUACAAUGAGGUGCUGACAAAGCAUCAGUCCGUGGGAGAAGAGCUCAAGGCGCUCAGGGAAAGUGUUGACAUGAGCUACAUUGACGAGUAA